This is a messenger RNA of Blastomyces gilchristii SLH14081, 2319 nucleotides long. RefSeq lists its product as uncharacterized. The transcript is spliced from 2 exons. NCBI's taxonomy places the organism in Eukaryota, Fungi, Ascomycota, Eurotiomycetes, Onygenales, Ajellomycetaceae. The record is from RefSeq and is a predicted model, not a curated record. Bases 992 to 1639 code for a protein of 215 amino acids.
CAAACCUCCUUUGCUAAUCCAGAGUUCCCAAUUUUUUUUAUACUUUUUUCUAUCUUUUUUCUAGCUUGGCCGAUCUCUCGGUGACAGCGGAAGGCUUGUUGCUCUCUCUUGCUUUAGCGUGUGUUUCGUUUUAUUUCCCUUGCUCGUUUCCCCAUCCCCGUCGUAAAUAAUAAUAUAUAAGCCCAAGAUACCUAGGUACAUACCGUACUCCGAGAUACGAUAGCCAACAAAGUCCUCGGGCGGCCAGCUAAUAGCUAACGCUUUUGCUUGCGUGAAGCAUCGCCAACAGCUGCAGAGAACAGUUAACCACCUCCAUGACUGGCAUUGAUUGACUGCGAGUCACAGGCACACGGGAGGCCGCUCGGUUACGAAGGGUCCAUCAGCCUAGCAAAUAAUCUCCAAAACGGAGCCAAUCUAGCGGGUUAGGAACGAAUCCUCUCUUCCUGAUCACGAAUGCUCUGCACCUCAAGUCAUGCUCCAUCACUUCGUUUUCUUGUUGGUGGGCUGAGAACAAAUACGGCAAUCACCAGCAGGGAAACUCUGCCCGGGAACCUGUACUUGAACUCAGCCUGGAUACUCCGUACAUGAAUUUGCGUGUUAAUGAGCUUGUUGCGCUAAUAUCCUGUCUCGUGGAUAGAAGGAGUGAAAGGGAUGCCAUCAAGGUCCGAGGAAUCACUAUUUCGACUGGAUGAUAUUUUCAAGCGAGCUCCUCUUGCUUUUUGUCCUGAUCGCCGGAGAAUUAAUUCUUGGAUUUUAUUUAUUACGUUGAAAGAAGGUCACAAAUACACUUUUUCUCCUUCUCUGUUGCCGUGCUACCUGUGUCACUUUCAGUACUGUCUAUCUGACCUCUUGCUCUUCCUCCAAUUGCCAAUGAAAAUGAAGUCUUUAGACUCCUACCCUUCUCAUUAAGAGGCCCUCUCCUCUCCUCUCCUCUCACUCCAUAUAUAACCCUCAACCCGUCCAGCCCCAUCUAGCGAAGCUCUUGGAGAGCAUGCCCUUCGUCCCGGGCACCACAGCCCUUGUCGCUAUUGAAAAUGCCAAUGGCCGCAUCCUCACCAAUCGCACGGGCGCCAUUGAUUUCCCCAACCAGUUCAUACUCACAUGUCCCAGCAGCCCGCAACCGUUGCUCUACCAGCGCUUCCUCACCAUGCUCAACGCUGGCGACCAGCUUGAAGUUAACUUCAGCCUCCGUGAACCUACCACGACAGAAGAACACGACCCGGCCGGCGAGCUGAUAGGCCACACCUGGGCCAUCCUCAAACCCUCUAGGGGUAGCGAAAAGCUCCUGUUCGAGGUCGGCAGGAAGACGGAACCCACCUCAGACGCCGAGGCCGCAAAGGCCUUCAACGGUUACAGAAAGCUGCUUGCCACGUUCCAAUAUGGUGUGCAAGGAACCUGUUCUAGCAUGUUGGUAUCGGCGGCAGGAGCGACAUGGCCACCCAUGGGUAUCCCCUUGCCACCACCGCCUCGACAGCCGAUGCCAACCGCCGCGCCCAUCCGGUCGAUCUCUCGCGCUCUAUCCCCAUCCAAUCUCUACUUUGCCACAGGGGUUAUGUUUUAUUUCGUCGAUUUGUCCAUGGCGGCGCCGUCGCGGCCGGAGUUUUACGAAACGCCGUUACAUCUCUCGGAGCCGAUGUAGGCGGUGGAUGCGCUAGUUCUGUCAGCGCUUGCGACGUUGGCGAUCAGUGCGCCGCCGCUUGUCUUCGCGGUGGUGCAGGCUAAUUCCAGCUUGGGGACCAUGCCAGAAAUGUAUGGACGGGCUGCUUAUGCAUUGGCGCCGGACUGUAGUCCGGGGGCGGGUAAGAUUAUUAUUGUUGGGUGAGAGGAUAUCUUGAAGCUUUGUUGUUUGCAGUAUGUUUGUGAGGGGGAAUAAGCGGCUUUAGCAUGAGAAUGGUGCCAGGGAGUCUUUUGUCUUUUCGUCUUCCUCAGGAUCUUCAAAUACACACUAGUGUGGAUUGUAUGGCAUAUUAUUUUCUUUUGUUUAUCAGCCUGCAUUUUUGGGUUGUUAAAAAGGCCUUUUCAACAUUUGUGGUUUUAAUAAUAUGUCCUUUUUCCUCUCCUGACCGAAAUUUUAAAGUCUCUGUACAAGAUCACUUUCUUUGACGUUUUGUAACCAUAUCCAUGGGUUGCCUUUAUGAAUCAGUGUUUCGUUGCCGCAGCUCCAGGGGGGGGAGGGGUGUUGGUUCCCCUGUAACUAGGCUGUAGGAUUUAAAUACAUGAACAAGGCUGGCUGACAUGGGUAGCUCUGCAGUAAGCACUAGCCAAAUGCAUAAGUUAUAUAAAUUGUAAUAUAUUCCAUGAUGCCUGCUUUAGUUGAAC